Molecule: messenger RNA, 5837 nt
Organism: Amoebophrya sp. A120
Lineage: Eukaryota; Dinophyceae; Syndiniales; Amoebophryaceae
Source: the annotation of a GenBank genome assembly
GUUCGUUCAUUGUACAGUUCUACUAGUGGGUGGCAUGGGUUUUGUCAUAGUGUAGUGUCUAUGUUGAUCCGACAGCAGUGUCGAGAAUAAACGCUCAUGUAGUGAAGAUAUGGGACUCAGUAUUAUCGGUGUCCGAUAAAUGUUGGAAAUUUGUCUGAACGCAGCGGCAAUGGGACGACCGGUAUUGGAAUUGUGUAGACAACCGCAGUUGCGACAUCAUCUUCAUCGUAAGUAGCUUUCGAGCGGCGGAACCAUGAAAGUGCGCUCUCCGUCGAGGAAACCGAAGAUGAUUAACCAGGCCGCGUUGGUAGUUGCUUGUGCCCCGAAGGCAAAUAUCAGCAGCAGUAGUUGUGGUGCUACACGUGGCAGUUGUAUUACAACUCGCACCUGCGAGUGCGAACCAUGUCAACCUGCUUCUUCAUCGUCCGAAACUAUCCGAUGGAAAGGCCGUUGGAAAGCCAAGGCCGUCGUGUUUCAGCUUAUUCUUGCCGAACUAAAACUGUUUCUUCUGCUGAUGCCGGAUGUGGGAGCCCAGUUUGAAGGUUUUGACCCCCUUGGAAACGCGUGGGAUGCUUUGACCGAGCACUCGGGGAAAGUUGGCGAAGUGGCCCAGGGUGCCGAAAAUUGGUGGGAAGAUGCCACUGGGUGGCUGGGCCACGAAGUCCAGGAGGGCGCGGAUUGGGUGGCUGACAAAACCGGUGCGGAGGACCACGACUGGGCGCAUGAUUGGGGCAACUGGUGGGACCAGGUUGGGGACAACGACGCUUCCGGGGAAGGUUAUCAUGGAGUGACGUUGCAAGGCGCCUCGGCUAUCGGAGACCUGGUGGAAGGGCAAGACAAGGACGUUGCUGACCACACGGAGCACGUCGACGCGGCAAAUGAAGCGAUCACCGCGGCGCUGGGUAACGACAACGACGUCCAGGUGCCUGACGAUCGUGAUGGAGAUGACGACUAUGCAGAGAAACUUGCGGACGCGCAAAGGAAACUGGCGGAAGCAGAACACCCGUCGAGUGGCGUCGCUCCAGAUCACGCAGAGCAGCAGAAGAUCGACGCCGCGCAAGCUGCGUUGCACAAUCUCGAAGUUACCCACGCAGACAUGAACGAGGACAAUGGGGGGCUCGCUGACAUGGACGCUGCGUCUGACAAAGCGGGACACACCGCGGAGGACGCCGUCAUCGAAAAGCUGACUGCAGAGCAGCGAGAACGUCUCUGGAUCUCCCCCAACCUUCUGGACGCGUUAGGGGACGACGGCGCUGAUCCGAAAGAACGACAGGAAGCCAUUGACGCUUUGCAAAAAGGGGUCGCGCUCGCGGGCCCCCAAUAUCUGAACGCCGAUGACAAAGCAGAGCUCCUGCAAAAGUUGGACAUUGCUGACCAGGCAAACUCGAAUUACCUGGACGCCGAGCAGCUUUUGUACGACAAAGACGUGGUGCGGUCCUCCCUCGCCGCGGCCGGGGCGCUGGCGGUCGUGGGCGGGAUAGCAGCAGUGGCGGGACGGCGCGGCAACCGGAAGGACAAGAAGGACAAGCGCGAGACGAGUUCCUCCGAGUCGGACUCGGGGGAGGGUGGCGGUCGGCACCCGCUGGACCCCGACGGCGACGGAUUUUACAACGAGGUGGAUUAUCUGUGCGACAACCAAUUCUGCCCACGGCGGUACAAGGAGCUCUGGUCGACGUACAAGCAGCACGUCCGCGUCUCCGAGGGCGGCUACCACCAGGGUCGUCAGGACGAAAAGUUUCUGGACCGGGAUCUGGUGAAGGCCAUGAGCUUCAAGAAGGUGUCCAUGAUUCGGCUGUGGCGGUUGAUGCAAACGCACAGCGACCUGAAUGCCAUAGAGCAGACCUUUAAACCGGACGACAAGCAACCGGAAACCGUGGAGGUGGGCGGCGCGCCGCUGAAGCGGUACACGCAGACGCAGAUGGACUACAAGGUGCUGAAGGACGAGCUGCUGCCGCCAAACGGGGCCGGGAAAACCGACUGCAAAAAGGUGCUGCCCUGGAUGCAGGACAAUUUGUUCGAUGUAGAUCUGAUCGACGCCGGCAGCUGGCCGCGCUUCUACCAGCGCAUCAAGCACGCUGCGGGGAACGACGACGCGGAGGAAGCGUCCUACUGGGAGAUCUUCACGCCGCGAUACGGGCAGGAGGUGCUGGGCCACGAGGCGGUGCUGAACCAGAUCACGCAGCGCAACUCCGACGAGUGGCUCCAAACCGAGCAGUUGAGCGUCCUCGACCAGCGGGCCGCGGACGCCUACCACUUGGUCAAGCACAAGAUGCUCUCGCUGCCCAACCCUCCCUCGCGGGCGGAGCUGCAGGCCAUCGUUGCCGGAUGCGCGCAGUCGCGGGCCUACCUGCAUCGGGCUGCCGCUGGGCAGCUGACCAUCGACCCGCCGACGGGCCUGGAAAACGUGCUGUACUUCGACAAGCGACGCCGGAUCCUCUUCAUCGACAACGAUGGACUACCGCCGCCGUCAACGACCACCCCGGCCCCGCCCGAUUCGCAAUCGCCCGAGGACCAGUCUCCGCAACCAAAGCCGCAGCCGGAGGAGGACUCCGAGGGUAGUGGGUCGGGAAGUGGGAGCGGUUCUGGAUCUGGUUCGCCCAGUGGGUCAGGAUCGGGCAGUCCCAGUGGGUCAGGAUCGGGCAGUCCGAGUGGGAGUGGCAGCGAUUCAGGUUCGGAGGAAUCAGAAUCCGGAGAAUCGAGCGACGAACCGUCGCCCGCGCCCAGUCCAGAACCCAGCCCGGAGCCCACUCCCGAACCGAGCCCGGAAACUCCGACUACUUCUACUACGACGCCCAGGCCAGAGGGUCUUGCACAGCGCAAAGUAUUCGUCGUGAUAUUUGAGAUGAUCAUGAUGAUGAGUACGUGGAUCUGAUAUCUUAAGGAUACUUCUGGUCCUCGCACUAGGUGCGUUCGUUGCGCCUGCCGCGCCUUCAAUUUCUAUUACUAGUUCGCUGAGUAACGAGCGCGAUUUGCGUCUGCAUAAAGUAAAAAUACCCCAGCGUCCUCGUCAGAAAUCGUAGACAAUCGUAGAGAACUGCAACUGUUGAAAUAAAUGAAAAAACUACCUCUACUAUCUCAGAAGCCGCUUGGUCGAAUCAUUUUCGUCCGCCACCGGCGGAUUGCCGAGGCCAAGCGCUCCCGUGCAGAAAUCUUCAGCUUUCUGGAGAUGCCCGGAGGUUCCCACGUGUACGCGCCUGAGGCGGUUGAGGGCGACAUACCCCUCGCCAAGGUCAAGGAGGAUGAGGAGGACUCGUGUCCGUCUCCCCAAAAUCCACUGGAUCCGUAUGGUCAUACUGGCCACAAAUCUCUGAGCAAAAAGUCGCCUGCUGGUGUUGCUGCUACUGGUAAGCGUGCGAAGUCGACAUCAACAUCCUCGAAAGCGGCGCGCAGGAAGCGAGAGACGGCAGAAAAGUCGGCCGGGCCAACGAAGAAACCACAGUCAAGCACAGAGAAGGAAAAAGAGAAAGUACACCGAAAGCCAAAUAAGCACAAGGACAAACAUAAAAGUAGAAGGAAGCAUGAACAUGGAGACGGAGCAUCGGGUCAUAACAGCCGACCGAAAUCAUUUUCCAAAAAGAAAGGAUCUGGUGUGCAGAUGCGCGCCAAAAAAGUACUGCUAGAAGAUGAAAGUGACAGCAUUUCUCACGACACCGUCGGAGCAAGCGCGGCGCCUUCCACUUCGACAUUCGCACCACCAGGAGAUCAUGGCACGACACCAACUUUGGAUGGUGGCAUCCCUGCUGCUCCACCAGUGUCGGAGGUCACUGAAAGGAAAAGCAUAGAAAGGAACGGGAAAGAGCCUGCUCAGAGUCUGUCUUUACAACCAGGAAGAUCAACAACAGCAUCCCCAGCUGUAGGAGAUGCGGCCAGAGCAAACAGUUCGAAAGGCCUGUCACCCAAAGAGGAGACCGCACCGCGCGCACCACCGGUAAGCUCGUCGCUCUCCAGCUCAACCCAUGCUGACACGUCCAACGACUUCAGCUUACCAUCGCCCGCAGAAAUGCCACAGGAUGCUCUGCCGGGUGACGGUGCCAGUACAACAUCAACAUGGAUCUCUUCAACAACGCCCGCAGCAUCAGUGAGCAAGCGCGAACAACUACGACCGCACAUUGCGUCUGAUAGGCAAGAUCAAGCACAGACUGCGCCAAGGGGAUUUGCCGCUGCCAUCACUACAGAAGUCAAGGAUCAUUCAACAGUAGACGGACGAGGUUUGGCGCUGUCAGCCGAGACCGAGGCCGUUCCGUCUGCGGUUAAAACAAGCGAGUCUCGUCUAGGUCAGCAAGAGGAAAUUUCGGCAGAAAACAAGGACUCCCAACAUCAUCAUGAAGUUAAGGAUCCCCUGGCUGAUGAACACAGCACGUCCUCGAACCCGCAGUCACAGGAAACAAGAAAUACAGCUCCCUUUGCUACGCCAUCUAGCCUUGAUGUUCCCCACACCAGUGGUAAUAGACGAGGCGCACUCCGCGGCACGGGGACGAGCGGUACGGCCAUGCGAAAAAGCGCACUGCUUCUCUGGCUUCAGGACCAGCACCAUGCGUUCUACUUGCUCUACGGUUUCGCCUUCCUUCUGAUUUUCGUGUUUCUUUUGCUGUUCGCCGGCGGGGGACCGUACCUCGUUCCGGCGAUUGCGCGCCUGGGUGCAUUGAAGCGGCGGGGCGAAACGGACGAGCCCCGGAGGAAGAAGAUCAACGCAGACGGGUCGGCGUCGCCUUACCCCGGCCCCGAGGAUGAAGCAUCAUCGAGCAGUGCAUUACUAGAACAAGGGGCAUCUUCCAAUUUACGAACGAAACCAUUUUCGCCCCCACCAAGAAAUUACAACGACCUACACGAAUCGCAGACCGCCUCGGUGAGCUCCUCUGACGGGUUUGUUGCCGACAUGCCACAGCAAAGUAUCCAAGAAAAAAACGUUGUUAGUGUAAAUUUGUGAUGCGCAAUAUGCAAGAUGAUUGCGUCUGUCAUGCUUGGCAUGCAUGAUCGUAGGGUCCAUUAAAGGGCGUUUUCACGUACUACCUGCGCAUGACAGGUUUUUGCUGUCAUGCCAGACAAAUUUGUAAUGCUAUUCCUCCAAGAAAGUUACACCUACAACGUUUUUUUCUUGGAUACAAAGCGACUCGCGUUUACUUUCCUGGAUUUCAUUUUCGCCUGCCGCUGGUGGUCGAGAGGAUAAAAACACAACCCAAGACAAGCAAGCGUUUCAUCCGCACGAGCGUCCUCGUGCUCCGUCUCCUGGACAACACCGAAGUAGUGGCUACCAGGAGCAGAACGACAUACAGCACUGUCACCGGCAAAUGACGCCUAGCGUCAACAGCUUCAGUGCUAGAAAAGCCAAAGACGAUACCGUCAUCGCUUCUUCGCCACCCGCAGGUCGGCCCAUAGGCGAGGACUUUUUGUUUGAUCUGUAAGAACCCUCAAUGUGUUGAUAAAACACUGUGACAGGAGAAUGGAUGCCGAUUAUUAUUUGCAAAUCAGAUUUUACAGUUACUUAGACAGACAGAGAGACUACGAACAUCAACCGCAUGCUUCUAUCCAAUUCCUACCCGAUGAUCCGAGAAGAUUGUGCAUGAAAAGUAACCUCUACCUCGCGAGGGCGAAUUGUGUAUAAAAAGACCUCCUGGAAUAAAAAAACUACGAAGAUGGACUACAAAAUCUUCAUGGAAAUGCGUGGAUUUUACUAGCAACAGUUUAUACUACUCGAGCCUGUAUCUAAUUCUAAGCUUUUGUACUAUCAAUUUGUAUUUUCGGAAAAUGAUUUAGCAAAAAGAAAAACUGAAACGAGCAGAAAAGAAAUGCGCAAGAGUUCUUAUGUACCAAACGUAUUGCAAGAGAAGGGGAAGACU